UAUGGGCACCCAAUAAGCAGCCUGUUUUGUUGUUGGACUGGCUAUAAAAUCCCAAAUCCCCUCAGCUCCUGGCUGCUGGCACCAGGGCUCACUAAAAGCAAGCAGAAUGGCCUUUCAGUCUGUGCUCUUUGUUUUCUUAGCUGGACUGGUAUUUUUCUCUGAAGCUGCACCACUGGUCUCCCAUGGCUCUGUUGAUUCCAAAUGCCCUCUUAUGGUGAAAGUGCUGGAUGCAGUCAGAGGAAGCCCUGCAUCUGGUGUCAACGUUAAAGUUUUUAAACAGGCUGAAGAUGGAAGCUGGCAGGACUUUGCUGUUGGGAAAACCACAGAGUACGGGGAGAUUCAUGAUCUCACAUCCGAAGAACAGUUUGUAGAGGGAAAGUACAUGGUGAAGUUUGACACCAGCUCCUACUGGAAGGCGCUCGGGCUUUCUGCAUUCCAUGAAUACGCUGAUGUGGUGUUCACUGCUAACGACUCCGGCCACCGCCACUACACCAUCGCCGCUCUCCUCAGCCCUUUCUCCUACUCAACCACUGCUGUUGUCACUGACCCCCAGGAAUAAACAUGUACUGUCUUUUCACACUUUCCUCCACUAGAACUAUCAUAGGCUUUUAGGAGGAAGAUUUUUCCUAUGGCUAAUGCAUAACUUUUUGCUACAUUAGUUGUGUUUUUUUUUCAUUUUGUGACCUGGCAAACUUCAGACAAGUCAAUAAAAUAUUACUUCUUUAAAACAA
Zonotrichia albicollis (white-throated sparrow) is the source of this 731-nucleotide messenger RNA. RefSeq names its product transthyretin. NCBI's taxonomy places the organism in Eukaryota, Metazoa, Chordata, Aves, Passeriformes, Passerellidae. Gene Ontology annotation, molecular function: thyroid hormone binding. Gene Ontology annotation, biological process: purine nucleobase metabolic process. The record is from RefSeq and is a predicted model, not a curated record.